Patella vulgata (common limpet) is the source of this 3498-nucleotide messenger RNA. Its product is annotated as histone deacetylase 6. Bases 104 to 3301 code for a protein of 1065 amino acids. Gene Ontology annotation, biological process: chromatin organization. The record is from RefSeq and is a predicted model, not a curated record. The transcript is spliced from 36 exons. Gene Ontology annotation, cellular component: histone deacetylase complex. Gene Ontology annotation, molecular function: zinc ion binding; histone deacetylase activity. NCBI's taxonomy places the organism in Eukaryota, Metazoa, Mollusca, Gastropoda, Patellidae.
AAGUAAAGCAAGUUGCACCAACUAAUGAAAUUAAAGAGAAGUUGUCAGGAUUUGUUUUGGAUUGUAGAUCGUUUAAAGAUUAAUUUAAGAGCUUCAUUUAAAUAUGGAAGAAAAUGAUUCAUCUCAGAAUAACAAAAAUGAACCAAAAUCUGAUGAAGACACAAAACUACAGGAUAUAACUUCGGCUACACCAGAUGCUAAUGUAGAAGCAGACGUGACUGAAAUGGACAGUGAUGAAGAACUAUCAGCUUUAAUGAACAUUGCUACUUUGGAGGAUUCAUCGGAAGGAAAGGCACCAUCAACAAUUACUGGAACUGGAUUGAUUUAUGAUGAAGUAUUUUUGAAACAUGAAUGUGAAUUUGAUGAGGGUUACCCGGAAUGUCCUGAUAGAGCACGGGUCUGUUAUGAGAGGUGUUGUCAACUUGGUCUAGUUGACAGAUGUAUUAGAAUACCAGUGCGAUAUGCUACAGAAGAUCAUAUAUUAUUACAACAUUCACGAGAAUUAUUAGACAAGGCUUUAUCUACAACAAGUUAUAGUAUACAACAACAGAAAGAAUUAUCAGAAAAAUAUGAUUCUUUUUAUGCCAAUAAGGAAACUUAUGAAUGUACAUUAGCUGCAUGUGGAAGUACUAUUGAAGCUGUGGAACAAAUAAUAACACAGAAAAUAAAGAAUAGCAUGGUGAUUUCUAGGCCACCAGGACAUCAUGCUAUGGAGAAUGAAUUUUGUGGAUACUGUAUGUUUAAUAAUGUUGCUAUUGCUACAAAAUUUGCUUUAGAAGAAUAUAAAAUUCCAAGAAUAUUGAUAGUUGAUUUGGAUGUUCAUCAUGGACAAGGAACUCAGUAUAUGUUUUAUGAUGAUCCAAGGGUGUUAUAUUUUUCUAUACAUCGAUAUGAAUAUGGAUCAUUUUGGCCAAACUUACGUGAGUCAGAUUAUGAUUUUAUUGGAAGAGGAAAUGGUAAAGGUUUUAAUGUCAAUGUUCCAUUGAACAAGACUGGAAUGACAGAUAGUGAAUAUAUAGCUAUACUACAGCAGGUUUUAAUGCCAAUUGCUUAUGAAUUUUCACCUCUAUUAACUCUUGUAUCAUGUGGUUACGACGCUGCCCUGGGAUGUCCUGAGGGUGAGAUGGAAGUAACACCGGCAGCAUACGCUCAUUUUAUUAACAUGCUAGGAGCGGUUUCAUCAGGAAGAGUUUGUGCUGUUUUAGAGGGUGGUUAUUGUUUGAAAUCUUUAGCUGAAGGAUGUGCUUUAUCUUUACGGGCGUUAUUAGGAGAUCCGUGUCCAUUAUUAAAACCUACACAAGAACCAUCAGACAAUGUAACAGAAAGUAUUUUAAAUGUUAUUAAAGUUCUCAAGCCAUAUUGGAAUUGUUUUUUUAAUCAAGAUAUUUUAGAAGAUGGUGAAAUAUGUCAGUAUGAUGCCCUACUUGAAUUACCGCCAAAACCAGAUAUUGAGUUUGCCACAAAUGAGAAUCGUCCAGAGAAGUAUGAUAUCAUGGGAUCUGAGUUUUUCCCUUCACAGACGAAAGAGAGGCAGCAGAUGUAUGACCAGAGGUUGAAUAAUUUAAUAGCAGAAGUUUCUUUAAAUAAAGCUGCACAUAGAACUUGUCUUGUUUUUGAUGCUGAUAUGCGAGCUCAUAAAAAUUUGUUUAUGAGUAGUCAUCCAGAACGACCAGACAGAAUAUCGUCUAUAUAUAAUCUGCAUGUAGAAUGGAAAUUAUUAAAGAGAUGUUUACAAGUACAGUCUAGAUUAGCAACAGAAGAGGAACUGUUGACCAUUCAUAGUCAAGAUUAUUUGGAUGAUAUUAAAUCUACGCCAAAAAUGGGUGAUUUUGCAUUACGUGAUAAGGGCCAAGAAUACAACUCAAUAUAUUUAUGCACGAAAUCGUAUGAAUGUGCCUUAUUAUCUGCUGGUAGUGUUUUAAAUGUUGUUGAUACUGUUCUCUCUGGUCAGGCACAAAAUGGGGUGGCAAUAAACAGACCUCCAGGCCAUCAUGCAGAGAGAGAUACUUGUAUGGGAUUUUGUUUUUUUAAUAAUGUGGCCAUUGCUGCAAAAUACGCACAGAAUAAAUAUGGUGUCAAAAGGGUAUUAAUAUUAGACUGGGAUGUUCACCAUGGUAACGGUACACAGAAUCAGUUUUACAAUGAUCCGAGUGUAUUAUUUAUAUCACUACAUAAAUUUGAUAAUGGUUGGUUUUAUCCGGUGGCUCCCGAUGGUGGUCAUGAUUUUAUAGGAAGUGGUGAUGGUGAGGGUUAUAAUAUCAAUAUACCAUGGAAUCAUAAUGCGAUGGGUAACUCAGAAUAUAUAAGUGCUUUUCUACAGAUUGUCAUGCCAGUAGCAUAUGAGUUUGCUCCAGAAUUAGUCCUGGUAUCUGCUGGAUUUGAUAGUGCUCGUGGAGAUCCCUUAGGUGGAUAUGAUGUCUUGCCAUCUGGAUAUGGUCACAUGACCCACAUGUUGAGUCAACUAGCCAAUGGAAAAGUUGUUGUACUUUUAGAGGGAGGAUACAAUUUAAAUUCAAUAUCUGUUUCUAUGGCAACUUGUACAUCAGUGCUCCUUGGAGAUCAAUGUCCGCUUGUAUCCAGACCCAAACCAUGUGAUAGUGCUAUGAAAACCAUUCAUGAAGUAAUUGAUGCACAGAAGAAAUAUUGGAAAAGUUUGAAAUUUCAAGUUUCAGUUCCAGAUAUUGAAGUCCAACAGAUAACAUCUAAAACUGAGAAAUUGAAUGUCCAAGAUUUACAUACAACCAACAGUAUGAGUAAUGAAACCCAACUGAAUGGGUUGAAUGCAGCUGAAACUUCUGAAGCAAAAGUGGCUGAAACUGCUGAAGCAAAAGCGGUUGAAACGUCAAAAGCAAACAUUGGUGAAAUAGCUGAAGCAAAAGCAAGUGAUGAUGAGUUAUUAGGUGCUUGUGGUGGUUCAGAGGCACCCAGGACUGUCAUGGACGUUUUGAAAUUGCCGGGUGUAGAUCGUAUGUAUGCUGUUCAACCUAUACCAUGGUGUCCACAUCUAGAACAAGUAGAACCAUUAAAUGGCAGACGAUUAGACUGUAGAGCACCUUGUCUGGAUUGCGAUGAAACAGAUGAAAAUUGGAUCUGUCUUGUCUGUUAUAAAGUAUAUUGUAGUCGCUUCAAGAAUGAACAUAUGUUAUAUCAUGGGCUUGAGAGUGAACAUAGAAUAGUAUUAAGUUAUUCUGAUCUUUCUGUAUGGUGCUAUGCUUGUGAUAAUUAUAUAGAUAAUGAGAUUACCUAUCCAAUGAAAAAUUCCGCUCACAGAAGUAAAUUUGGAGAAGAUUUGCCAUGUUGAUUAUUAAAUUUGAUUUUAUUGUUUACAUAUAUAGAAUAUAUUUAACUGUAUUUUACUUGUCUCUGAUCUCUUUCAUAAUCAGGCCAAAAAAUAGAUUACAACCAGGAAAAUGUCAAUUUGGACUGUUGUAAAUAUUGAAAUUUCCGUGUAUGAAAAUGUCGUCAGAAUAUCAGGUUAAGACCAAUUGAUAGGAUCAA